AUGCUAACCGAGCUACAUCUUUAUGCUGCCCGAAUUGACACCACAGAACACUUGUUUCCGCCACAAAAGCGAAUACAAGCAAUACAGCACAUGGCUCCAUCGCUGGUUUGCGACUGUAGAGUUCGUAACCAGCAAACUGCGAAACUGGUUUUGUGUCCACAAAAGAACGUUAGCAAAACCAACGAGUCUUUCCGUUGCCAGUCACAAGUUUGCACCUACCUACUUCGUUAUGAUGUUGAAGGCGAACGUGUUUGCCGAUCGUCUACCACGUUUGUAUGA
Messenger RNA from Opisthorchis viverrini, 279 nucleotides. RefSeq lists its product as hypothetical. Lineage: Eukaryota; Metazoa; Platyhelminthes; Trematoda; Opisthorchiida; Opisthorchiidae. The coding region runs from base 1 to 279 and encodes 92 amino acids. The transcript has a single exon. The record is from RefSeq and is a predicted model, not a curated record.